Haplochromis burtoni (Burton's mouthbrooder) is the source of this 2787-nucleotide messenger RNA. It is a transcript of the gene keap1b, whose product is annotated as kelch-like ECH-associated protein 1b. The transcript is spliced from 6 exons. The coding region runs from base 205 to 2058 and encodes 617 amino acids. The record is from RefSeq and is a predicted model, not a curated record. Gene Ontology annotation, molecular function: protein binding. NCBI's taxonomy places the organism in Eukaryota, Metazoa, Chordata, Actinopteri, Cichliformes, Cichlidae.
UCCCCAUGUUUUUAUAAACCAGACAUAACUCUUUUACUCAUAGAAAAGUCAGGAGGGCCUGGAGCUUUCUGUGUGGCUGUCUACCAAAUUCCUCAAAUUAAAUUCUUUUAUUUCGACCCAUGCCUGCAUGUGGUGCAAGGAUGCCCCAUAACGCCGUCCACUGUUCUUGAGAAGGCGACCAAAGAGGAGGAGAAAGGGUAGGAAAUGACGGAGUGUUUGACAGAAUACAAAGCGCUGGUGACUCCGUCCACGCGCAAUGGUCACCGCGUCUUCAGCUACACGCUCGAGAGCCACACGUCAGCCGCCUUCGCCAUCAUGAACGAGCUGCGGCUGGAGCGGCAGCUGUGCGACGUCACGCUACGCGUGCGCUACAAGGACCUGGAGGCGGUGGACUUUGUGGCUCACAAGGUGGUGUUGGCCUCCUCGUCCCCGGUCUUCAGGGCCAUGUUCACCAACGGCCUAAAGGAGUGCGGUAUGGAGUUGGUGCCCAUCGAAGGAAUUCACCCCAAGGUAAUGGACAGGCUGAUAGAGUUUGCCUACACAGCCAGCAUCUCUGUGGGUGAGAAGUGUGUCAUCCAUGUGAUGAAUGGUGCUGUCAUGUACCAGAUAGACAGCGUGGUCAAGGCCUGCUGUGAUUUCCUCGUCCAGCAGCUUGACCCCAGCAACGCUAUUGGCAUUGCCAGCUUUGCAGAGCAGAUCGGUUGCAUAGAGCUCCACCAGAAGGCCAGAGAAUACAUCUACAUGAACUUCAGCCAGGUAGCAACCCAAGAGGAAUUCUUCAACUUGUCCCACUGCCAGCUGGUCAACCUGAUCAGCCGCGACGAGCUCAACGUGCGCUGUGAGUCCGAAGUCUUCCAGGCAUGCGUGGCCUGGGUGCGAUAUGACCGGGAGAACAGGCGACCGUACGUCCAAGCCUUACUCCAGGCUGUCCGCUGCCAUUCCCUCACCCCCAACUUCCUGCAGACCCAGCUUCAGUCUCUGGACUGGGACCCACAGUGUAAAGACUACCUGGCUCAGAUCUUCCAGGACCUCACCCUCCACAAACCCACCAAAGUGAUUUCUUGCAGAACUCCCAAGGUGCCGCAGCUCAUCUACACAGCAGGGGGUUAUUUCCGUCAGUCGCUCAGCUACCUGGAGGCUUACAACCCUUGCACGGGAACCUGGCUGAGGCUUGCCGACCUGCAGGUACCCCGAAGCGGCCUGGCCGCCUGUGUGAUCAGUGGGCUUUUCUAUGCUGUUGGUGGAAGAAACAACGCGCCUGAUGGUAACAUGGACUCAAACGCUUUAGACUGUUACAAUCCUAUGAACAACUGCUGGCUGCCGUGUGCACCCAUGAGCGUGCCCAGGAACCGAAUCGGAGUCGGGGUCAUCGAUGGCAUGGUAUAUGCAGUUGGUGGAUCACAUGGGUGCAUUCAUCAUAAUAGUGUGGAAAGGUAUGAUCCAGAACAGGAUCAGUGGCAGCUGGUAGCCCCGAUGUUAACACGACGUAUCGGUGUGGGUGUGGCUGUCAUCAACCGGCUGCUCUACGCUGUGGGGGGGUUCGACGGGGCCAACCGGCUCAGUUCCUGUGAGUGCUACAACCCUGAGAAGGAUGAGUGGAAGACCAUGGCUCCGAUGAACACGGUCCGCUCCGGAGCUGGCGUGUGUGCACUUGGCAAUCAGAUCUUUGUGAUGGGCGGAUACGAUGGCACCAACCAGCUGAACACGGUGGAGCGCUAUGAUGUAGAAACCGAUACGUGGAGCUUUGCUGCCUCCAUGAGGCACAGACGCAGUGCUCUGGGAGUCACUGCGCUGCAUGGACGCAUCUAUGUGUUGGGAGGUUACGAUGGCAGCACUUUCCUCGACAGUGUGGAGUGUUACGACCCAGAGCAGGACACUUGGUCAGAGGUGACCCACAUGACUUCAGGCCGCAGCGGCGUGGGAGUGGCUGUCACCAUGGAGCCCUGCCAAAAGGAUUUAUUGCAGUGUCAGGCGUGUGACGGCGGAAGAACCAGUGGCAAGGCGGACCCUUCGGCAAAUGCACGCGAAGAUCUGAGCAGGACCCGAUCCACACACUGACACUCAUCUCAAAACUGACCUGUGAAAACUGGUCCUUUAAAUUGAGUAUCGUUAUAAGAUCCAGACAGUCUAGCUUUGUGCUCCAACGCAGCAUUUGAAGCCCUCAGCUAGAUCAUCAUUUGUAAAGUUCAAGUAAAGGGCUCCAUAGUAAAAAGGUCACUUUACUGGCCCGAUGAGUCAUCAGGGGCUCUUUAUUGCAUUUAAAGAGCAAACUAAAUCUGAUAGGUGAAGGAAAUACUUCAAGCGAUCGAUUAUGUAAACAAAACUGUGCGUGCGUGCGUGCGUGUGUGUGUGUGUGUGGCAAUCAAAGUGCCAUUACAAUGCCUGUGGGCAUUAUCACUAUGUCGGUAUAUUCUCCUGAGGUGCUUGUGUGGGAAGGCACAGGCUGAGUCACUGUGUGGAAAUUAGUGUUAACCCAGAGAGCCACAACAUGAAGAUCGUACAGUGGGCCUCAUGCAAGAGCUUGUUUGACGUGCUUAUACAGACCGUCUUAAUUCAGUCCAAUAGUUCUUUACAAAAUCACAAUCUGCACAUUAAAAAAGAAUACAUAAAUAAAUGAAGAAGAAUUUAAGCUCCUGAUGUUGGAUAUAUCCAGUACUAGCAGUCCAAAAAACUGUGUAGUAACAGGUUUUUGAUAUAGCACAGGAACCAUUAUUUCCCUCCUGUUUAUUGUAUAUGUAGACAGUUAUUUGCUGUUAUUUUUAGUAGUAAAGUACAUGUUUAAACUCA